AAGACAGGCAGACGCACAGAACAUCGUCACAACUGCUCCACGCUAUCUUCAGAUUCCAGAACUGGACAAUGUCUGUUUACAAGAUGCUUGAUUACAUGAAGUGUGGCGGUCUGGUUCUGAUUGUUCUUCUCGUGGUGGAGCUCAGCUUUCAUUCCUUUCCUGAGGUGGAGGCUGCAGCUGGAGGAUGCCCGGACUGCAGGCUGAAGGAGAACAGCCGGUUCUCAAGGCCAGGGAUACCCAUUUUCCAGUGUAAAGGCUGUUGCUUUUCCCGUGCUUAUCCCACACCAAUGAGGUCCAAGAAAACAAUGCUGGUUCCCAAGAACAUCACUUCAGAGGCUACAUGCUGCGUGGCAAAAUUAUUUUCCAGGGUGACCUUAAUGGGAAAUCUGAAGAUCGAGAAUCACACUGACUGUCACUGUGGCACUUGUUACUAUCACAAGUCCUAAAACUGUAAACUGAAAGAGUAUAUUAAUUGCAUGUGCUUGAAUCUGCAGUCAUUUUAUGUAACUUUGCUUUUAAGCUGUGUAAUGGACAUACAGUAGGAAAUUAGUUCAUCUUUUCCAAUCUUAUGUGGAACUUGCAUGUCAUCAGUAUGCACAUUGAAUUCUCACAUUUUAGGUAACUAAUCUAGAAAUACUCUCCCACUCACACUUUUCCCCCUCUCUUCUCUGUACCCCACCUGGAACUGCAC
Messenger RNA from Amblyraja radiata (thorny skate), 691 nucleotides. It is a transcript of the gene cga, whose product is annotated as glycoprotein hormones, alpha polypeptide. The coding region runs from base 69 to 446 and encodes 125 amino acids. The record is from RefSeq and is a predicted model, not a curated record. Gene Ontology annotation, molecular function: follicle-stimulating hormone activity. Gene Ontology annotation, cellular component: extracellular region; follicle-stimulating hormone complex. Lineage: Eukaryota; Metazoa; Chordata; Chondrichthyes; Rajiformes; Rajidae. The transcript is spliced from 4 exons. Gene Ontology annotation, biological process: positive regulation of steroid biosynthetic process; thyroid hormone generation.